Molecule: messenger RNA, 1263 nt
Organism: Lachnellula hyalina
Lineage: Eukaryota; Fungi; Ascomycota; Leotiomycetes; Helotiales; Lachnaceae
Exons: 8
Coding region: 1-1263 (420 amino acids)
Source: RefSeq, a predicted model, not a curated record
AUGGCCAACAAUAAUAGCACGGCAUGCUAUGUUACUGGCAAUUGUACGAUUAUGGAUGGGUCACAGACGAACGGCACUUUUUUUGUUUCCGGCAGCAAUGGCUACGAUCCAAAUGCACCUGUGCCGCUAUGGCACCAGAGAUUAGAACUUGGAACAAUCUGCGCUGCCGAUUCCUUGACUACUGUUAGGAUUUUAUAUCGAUGGCACAGGCUUAAGCGUCUUCGUGCGGACGAUAGAUGGAUGAUCGCAGCAGGGUUUUUUGUCACUGCAUACCUUUUAAGCCAAAUUUUCACAAAUAAAAACGGAAGUGGCUUGCAUAUACAAAAUGUAAAGAAACCAUGGUUGGAAGGGCACUGGAAGUGGCAACUUGGCUGGUCUGCGUACUAUGCUGCCAAUUCUUCCAUCAAGAUUUCUGUCUGUUUCUGCUUCAUUGAGAUCCUUCCAGUUCAUUUCAGAAAAAUGAGGUUGUGCGUCUAUGCGUUGGCUGUAUUGAUUGCGCUUCUGGGUGUCACUAUGGGAGUCGCCUGGGUAUUUCAAUGUAGCCCCUUCCUGAGCAAUUUUCGGUGGUCCGUUCAACCUGUUGUCUGUGUAAAUUGGGAUAUAUUUCGAUGGGUAUGGAUUGGAUUGAGUUUACCAAUCGAUUUUCUGCUCAUGCUUAUACCACUGCUUAUAUUGAAGAGGAGCAAUAUCCAGGGGCGUGAGCGACGGAUCCUGAAGUGGUGUUUUUUAGCUACUUUUCUGGGAACUAUCGUAUGCGCUUGUGGAAUUUACGGCGCUUACGAAACCCGCACAGCUGAAGUUUUCGAUGCAUAUUAUCAGGAGACUCCUUUCAUCAUGAUGAAUAAUAUCGAGUUGUUCAUGUAUGCGCUUGGCGCGUCCGUGCCAGUUCUUUCUCGAUAUCUAGUCGCACGAGCGGGGCCCGAAACUAGAGAUACCCAUUCGAAUUUCUCAUCUUGGGCUCGAAACGUUCCAAACUUCUUCUCCGCCGCCACCCGAGAUUCCCACGGAACCAUCGCCACGUUUGGCCAGCACAAUCAGCCUCAGGCGUUGUCCACGAUCAAUUCGAUUCAGUCUACUACUGAGGGAGCUAAUACCCCAGAUCUGCAGCUCCAGAAAUACCAUAUCACCCAUGAUCUGGAGCAACCGGCGAUGAGUGAACUUGAGAAGGGACAAACCCCGUCGGUAGAUACGCAAUACUGCAUGUCGCCAGUAAGCGAUGAUGGGCUACUUGUGCGCCACAAAAGCCGCUCUAUCGACCAAUGA